Messenger RNA from Drosophila innubila, 785 nucleotides. RefSeq lists its product as uncharacterized. The record is from RefSeq and is a predicted model, not a curated record. Lineage: Eukaryota; Metazoa; Arthropoda; Insecta; Diptera; Drosophilidae. Bases 21 to 629 code for a protein of 202 amino acids. The transcript is spliced from 2 exons.
UCGUCAAUGUGAACGGCAGCAUGUCGAGCUCUCAGUCAAAGGCAUGUUUUUGGCUAAGUCUGCUUAUCAGCAGCAUGCUUAUCAGUCUGAACGUAAGUGAAGGCAAUACCGGUGCAUCCUUUACUGUGGAGAAGAUUGAGCUGCUCUACAAUCAGGUGCUCCAGUCGAGCAUAGAUAACUGUCAAACAGCACUGCAGCAACUGAAUGAUACUAGUAAUGCCAUCGAUAAGCAAUAUUUUAUUGAGCUGGAUAAACUUGUGGGCAGUCAGGAUUACUAUAGCACCGCCUACUUUAUCUUUGCCUUGAUCCACAGCUCGUUAUUUAAUCAGCAAUCAUCUGACCAACUGCUGCUCGCUGUUCUUCCAACCGAGAAGGCUUCCAUACGCCAAUUCUUCUCCAAAGUCAGAAAAGAAUUACUCGCAUAUUUCACAUAUACUCAUCAAGUGCAUUUGGAUCUAAUGCAAAAUGUAACCCUCUGGCAAAAUGAAUCUGCAGAUAGUCUUCUGCUAUCCUACCUAGAAUUCCCGCAAACGCUGCAGAAUCAAGUGCCAGAACUGCGCCUCGUGGAUUAUCUAAAGCAAGCCAAGGGCAUUGUGGAAGGCAUUGCCCGGGAGCUUCAAUUAACUUGAUUAUCAAAUUCGAUUUCGUAGAUCUGUCUCAAUGACCAGAAUAUUCUAUUUUUGACAUGCCUGAUUAUCCGACGGUUUCUUAUAAAUGCUACCUGGCUUUAUAUAAUUCAAUUCAAUUCAAUUUAAUUAAAUACAUUCUAUAAGACUUUUAAAUAA